Messenger RNA from Penicillium bovifimosum, 456 nucleotides. Its product is annotated as SEC61-beta family protein. The record is from RefSeq and is a predicted model, not a curated record. Gene Ontology annotation, biological process: intracellular protein transport. The transcript is spliced from 2 exons. Gene Ontology annotation, cellular component: Sec61 translocon complex. The coding region runs from base 1 to 456 and encodes 151 amino acids. Lineage: Eukaryota; Fungi; Ascomycota; Eurotiomycetes; Eurotiales; Aspergillaceae.
AUGGCCUCCGCCCGCCCAGCAUCCCCUCUCACCUCAGGCGCUGAGUCCGGCCCUGACUCAAAGUCCGGCGCCGCUGCAGCCACUGGCUCCGCCGUCGGCCGUCCCUCCUCGCCCUCUACCCCCGGCGGUCCUCGCGCUGCCAUGCGCCGCCGUGCCGCCGCCGACCACAAGGAGACUCUGCGCAAUGCCCGUCCCAGCUCCACCCGCUCCGCUGGCGCCGGUGGCUCGUCCGGCACCAUGCUCAAGCUCUACACCGAUGAGAGCCCCGGCCUGCGCGUUGACCCCGUUGUUGUGCUAGUCCUGAGCUUGGGCUUCAUUUUCUCGGUUGUUGGUCUCCACGGUAAGAAUGCCUUCGCUUUCCGGGUCCAGAUGUAUAUCUGGGAAUUGUGGUCGAAAUGGUUGCUAAUCGCUUUCUAUCUAGUCAUCGCCAAGAUCACCCGCAAGUUCUCCGCUUAA